UGUUUACAUUUGUAGUUUAGUGACAGUUGACGCUUUUCGCGGGAGCAUUUGGGGAGCUGAACAUCACAAUAUUGCCUAAUUUCCCAGCACUUUCCCCAUGCUCUCGAUAAGACACUAGAAAACACCAUGGAAAACGACGACCUGAUCGUGGAGAUCCUGGAAGUGUACAUCAACUACAUCCUGUACGGGCGCCAAGUGUAUCCCAGUGCGAUCUUCAGGAAGCGCAGAUCCUUCAGCACCUUCGUCUACAAGUCCAUCUAUCCGCCCCUCAAUGACUACCUCAAGAGCAUCCUGGAAACCGUGCGCACGCUGAAGCGGAGCAAGAAGCUGCACAAGGUGGAGAUGCUGAUCUACCAGGGAGACACGAUCCUCGAGAACUACAUCUUCGACAUUGAGGAUCUGCACGAGAUCGGAUCCGAUGACAAGUACUUGAUUGAGUUCGAGGAGAACAUCAAGCGGUCCAUCGCCGUUCUCGAGGGCAGACUCAAGGGCCUGAGGCCACUGCAGGGAGACACGAGCUUCAAAGUCGUCCUGCACACCACACAGUCGGCCUUCGUGUCGCUGGGCGGACAGAAGCACCUCGAGGGCUUUCCCUGGCUCAAAGCCAGCGACAUUUCGCCGGAACAGAAGCAAACAGCCACACUUUUACCCAUCACAACCGCGCCUUACGUGGGAUUGCAAAUUUACGCCGAGGAAUACAAUGUCUGAAGACAUUCCUGAUUCGAUUUAAGUAUUUAUUUCCAUGCUAGAGAAUUCUGUAAUCGUCUCAAAGAGGGGAAGAGAAUUGAGGAAUUUCUUCGAUUUUGUUGUUAGAAACGAGCCAAACACUUCUUGUCUUUCCCUUUUGGAUGUACUUCACGGUUGCCUUUCCAACGACUUCGCAACUGUAAGUAAUUCGUUGAGAUUAUAUUA
Phlebotomus argentipes is the source of this 912-nucleotide messenger RNA. It is a transcript of the gene PolZ2, whose product is annotated as DNA polymerase zeta subunit 2. The record is from RefSeq and is a predicted model, not a curated record. The coding region runs from base 127 to 708 and encodes 193 amino acids. Gene Ontology annotation, cellular component: zeta DNA polymerase complex. Lineage: Eukaryota; Metazoa; Arthropoda; Insecta; Diptera; Psychodidae. The transcript is spliced from 3 exons.